AUGGCAUAUGCAGUCCUCAUCGCGGCUAGAAAGUUAAGACCAUACUUUGAUGCGCAUACAAUCGAAGUGCUAACAAACUUUCCUCUCGAAAAAGCCAUCAGCAAGCUAGAUACAUCAGGCCGGUUGCUAAAAUGGGCAAUAGAGUUGUCCGAGUUUGAUUUGGAAUUCCGGCCAAGAACUGCAAUCAAAGCCCAGGCAUUGGCGGACUUCAUAGUUGAAGCGUCAUACCAAGAAGAUGAAGUACAAGCUGAAAUAUGGGAUGUGUCAGUGGAUGGUUCAGCUGCACAGACAGGCAGUGGGGCUGGAAUAAUCAUGAAAUCGCCAACAGAAGACAUUUUUGAGUAUGCUAUAAAAUUUAUGUUCAACGCGUCAAAUAACGAGGCAGAAUACGAGGCAGCAAUUGCCGGCAUCCAAAUGUGCCUCGCAGCAGAUGCCAAAAGAGUAAUACUGACAACAGACUCCCAGCUGGUAGCAAGUCAAUUCAGCGGAGAAUAUGAGGCCAAAGAACCUUCAAUGGUCAAAUACCUGGAGAAGUUGAGGUCAGUGUCGGCUCAGCUAGAGAAAUUCAGCAUUAAUCUGGUACCCCGAGCAGAAAACACACUGGCAGACGCACUAUCAAAGCUAGCAAGUUCAAAUGUCGCCGACUUGAAAAGAACAGUCAUGAUGGAAGUCAUGAAUAAGCGAAGUACGGAGUCGGAGGUAAUACGGGUCAUGGCCAUCACAACUACCUCAAAAUGGUACGAUAAUAUCCAAACAUACAUACAGACUGGAGCCCUACCAGCAGAUUUGGCAGAAGCCAAAAAGACAAAAAGGGACGCGGUUUGGUACAUCAUCCUGUGGGGACGGUUGUACAAAAAGUCAUUUAGCCUGCCAUUCUUAAGGUGCCUGACAGCAUUCGAGUCAGCAAGGCUGAUCGAAGAGAUGCACGAAGGAACAUGUGGGAACCAUGCCGGUGGAAAACCCCUUGCCAUCAUCUGUCAAAGGCAAGGCUAUUACUGGCCAACAAUGUUAGAAGAUUGCCGAGCUUAUGUAAAAAAGUGCGAGAAAUGUCAAAAGUUUUCAGCUGUGAUAAACUUGCCAGCCAAUGAUUUGAUGCCCAUUCUGAACCCAAUCCCAUUCGCACAAUGGGGAAUGGAUAUUGUUGGACCAUUCCCAAUGGCGGCUGGAGGGCGCAAGUUCUUAAUAGUACCAGUGGACUACUUCACCAAGUGGAUAGAAGCAGAGCCGGUAGCAAAAAUAACGGCAAAUCAGGUGAAAAAGUUCAUAUGGAAAAAUAUAAUAACAAGAUUCGGGCUGCCGCAGGCAAUAGUUUUUGAUCAUGGAUCACAGUUUGAUUGUGCACCCAUACAAUGCUUCCUGGGAUUAUACAGAGUAAAGUUAGCUCACUCGUCAGUAUGUCACCCACAGAGCAAUGGGCAAGCAGAGGCGGCGAAUAAGCAAAUCCUGGCUGCACUGAAAAAGAAGCUAGAAGACUGUAAAGGCAAAUGGGCAGAUCUUAUGCCAGAAAUUCUGUGGUGCAACAGAACUGCUAUCAAGGAGGCUACCGGCGAGAGUCCAUUUAAGUUAAGCUUCGGGUCUGAGGCUGUCAUACCGGCAGAAAUGGCUCUGCCAACCAUGCGAAUCCAGCAUUACGAUGAAGAGAGAAACGAUCAGCUGCUGCGACAUCAGUUGGAUUUCAUGCCUGAAAUCCGCAUGAAAGCAGAAAUCACUUCGGCAGCAUACAAAAGCAGAAUGAGCAGAGCAUACAACAAGAAAGUGAAACACUGGCCUCUAGGAGUAGGAGACCUGGUACUGCGGAGAACGGCGGCAACAGGAAAAGGAAAUGCUCAAGGAAAGCUGACAGCCAAUUGGGAAGGACCAUACCAGAUAUGGGAGGAAAUUGUUCCUGGAUCAUACCGGUUAAUGCAAAUGGAUGGUACCGCGCUCAAAAACUCCUGGAACGCCAGUACUCUGUGA
Spinacia oleracea (spinach) is the source of this 1956-nucleotide messenger RNA. RefSeq lists its product as uncharacterized. The transcript has a single exon. The record is from RefSeq and is a predicted model, not a curated record. NCBI's taxonomy places the organism in Eukaryota, Viridiplantae, Streptophyta, Magnoliopsida, Caryophyllales, Amaranthaceae. Gene Ontology annotation, biological process: DNA integration. Gene Ontology annotation, molecular function: nucleic acid binding; RNA-DNA hybrid ribonuclease activity. Bases 1 to 1956 code for a protein of 651 amino acids.